AUGGAGCAGGAGGAGGUGCUGCCACCCCCAGCCACCCUCUCGGCGAAGCCUGGUCACUUGUGGGGCGGCCUGCAGCAAAGCCAGGCACCGGGCGAUCUGGACGUGCAGCAAUCUGAUCCCGAAGAUCCUGUCCACGCAAGCGUCAUUCAGCUGCGGAAAGAGUUGACUCAGAAGCUCUGCUGGCAAGAGGAAAUUCUGAAUGAGAUCCUACGCCGCGUAGAUCGACCUCGUGGCCCUCCUCCCGCAUUGGUGGCCACGGCUGCGAACAAGUCAAGCCAAGAGGAGAAAGAGAUGAGAAAGGAGGAUUCUAACAAAUCUCAUGCUUCUCUCACUUCUCGCGUCUCGAAGACAUCAACGUCCAAAGCUCCACAAGGGGAACCCGGAGGGCGGAGGACGAACUUCACACCUGGGGCUCCUCAUUUAUUCAGCACCUUCACCCACUAUGACUUGGCCCUUCAAGACGUAGCGAACACGGCUGAAGGGAGGCAAAAUCGAUUGAAGUUUGGGAAGACGAGGGGCUCUUUCGGCAAGGAUGAGGACAUGGGCUGGGUGGAAUGGGUGGUGGGCUCCCCACUCUUCGAUGCCUUCUGCGCGCUGAUUGUGGUGUCGAACUCUAUCUUCCUGGGCGUCGAAGUUCAGAUGGGUAUCACUUACUUCGACGAGGGCCUGCCGGUAUCAAUGUCCGUGGUGCAGUAUGUCUACGCCGCUUGGUUUCUGCUGGAGCUAAUGCUUCGAAUCCGAAACGACGGCUGGAAAUUCAUCUUCACCCCGGACUGGUCUUGGAAUUUGCUGGAUGUUUUUGUGGUCCUGACCUCACUAUGGGAAGUCGCCGCCGAGAUCGUCUACACAAUUCUGCAGAACGACAUCGGAGACGUUGCCGGCAUGAGCGGCCUCAAAGCCUUUCGCAUCAUUCGCGUCACGCGAGUCGUGAAGGCUCCAGCCUAA
Molecule: messenger RNA, 945 nt
Organism: Symbiodinium sp. CCMP2592
Lineage: Eukaryota; Dinophyceae; Suessiales; Symbiodiniaceae
Source: the annotation of a GenBank genome assembly